CUAACCCUGUUCUGUAUUUUUAAUUGAACAAAAUAAACCCCCAUCCAGACCCUUAACAGAGUAGUUCAUUAUAUAAUUUCUAGAGUUUAAUAAUUGCAAGCUAAUUACUGAGAAGAUGGCACUACAGUAAACACAUUCAUUUUCUCAUCCGCAUUGAAUGCUGGGUUGAACCAUUAAACCCCGGGUUAGUAAUUAGUUGGACAUCACAUUACUAAUACAUGCUUGAGUUUUUAUUUUUAACAGAACCGAAUUUAUGGUUUUUUACGUCUGACAGAAAUGGUGCUUAAAAGUUUGGAUAGCUCCGAUUCCAGCAAGUCUGAGAAAUAAAAAGUAGAGGCCAAUGGGGAGAUCGAGACGGUCCUACAGCAAAGCGGAGCGAGCCAGGAGGCUGAAAUGGAGAGGGUUUCGUUUCCCGUUCGUGGAAGUACUGUAUGGGUGGAAGCACCUCCCGUUAAGGAUGGUGUUGACUUAUGAGCAAGCAGCAUUAGCAGGUUUUUGCAGCUGUGUAAAGAGCAUCAAAGCCAAGAGGAAGCUUCAAGAGAUGCUGAAUAUUGAAACUGAUCGCAUCGAGUGUAGUAGGGAUCGCUGUGAGAUGAAAAGGCCGAUUUCUCCCAUACAGGAGCCUGAUAAAAUUGAUGAGACUGAAUCAGACAUAGAAGACAGAGAUGACAUUAAAAUAGUGGACAAGUGCUGCUUCAUUCAGAAAAUGAAACCACAAAAGAAAAAUAGAUCUGCUAUAAGAGAAGACAUUACAGAGCAGGUGUCCGUGGCGAACAAAAUAAACCAAAAUAAACGUACUAAAACUAAGAAAUCCACAGACAGUUUAUCAAGCGCAGCAGCGAGGACUCUUGUUGAUGUUGCACCUGUCGUCACUGACUUGUCAGAGGAUAGUGGCAUUGGUGACAAAGAGGCUGGAAUAGAGCUUGUUGAUGAUCCUGACCUCAAUGAAACGGUCUGCAGUGAUGGAGCGCUGGAAGGUUCGCUUCACCCUGCUGACAGCGAGAUGAGCAUGGAGAAGUCUGAAACCUGGAAAACAAAAAGUGGUCCGAAAAAGAAAAAGAAACGGGCAAGAAAUAUUAGCCAAGAUGGCCCUGAUGUAGAUGUAGGAGUUGGAAACUUGAUAGGCUCUCCCAGCUCUCUCAAUCGCUCUACAGUUCCUGAAGAUAUGGGAGAUGCCACAGUGGGAUAUCAAACUCAAAAAGCAGCCAGAACACCUAGUGAAAAGAAAAAUGGAAAGAAGAGAAUGAUAGUGGAUCAGAACAAGACAGAUACCAAUAGCCUGUCCCUGAUGAACAAAAUUAAGAACGCUAAACAUGACAAAAAAAAGAAGAAACGCAAAGACAGUUUAACAAGCACAGCAGAGGGGACUCCUGUCGACGGUCCAGCGGUUUUCAUUGGCUUCCAGGCCCCUGUGGAAAAUGCACUGGAGAAUAUCACUGGUGAUGGAGAAGCUGGGGUAGAGCUUGGGGACAACCCUGUUGCACCUACAGACUUGGAAACCGGUGAGCCAAUCUGCAGUGAUCUUCAGCCAACAGACAGCGAAUCAAAGAACCUCAAGAGCAUGAACGAAGACGUGUCUGAAAUGUUUAAUACGAAAGACCGCAUGAGGAUAAAGAAGAAAAUGGAGAAACGGGCUAGAAAGAGCAGACAAGAUCGCACAUACGAUGAUGAAGUUGGGAACUUGGUAGAACGCUCCAGCUCUCCAAAUCUGGCUGCGGUUCCUGAAGGUAUGGGAGGUGUCAGUGUCACGGUGGAAUAUGAAACGAAUGAGGGGCCUCAGCUCAACAAAGAACCCUGCAGUGACAUCAUCCUGGAAGGUUCUCAUGUAGUAGAUGAUCAGAUGGAGAACCCAAAUAGCAAGAGCGCAGGGGCAUCUCAUAUCUGUAAAACAAAAAAUGGUCAAAAAAAGAAGAAGAAGAAUCAGGGAAGGAAGGUUAGCCAAGUUGGCACUGAUGCAGGAGUUGGGAGCUUGGUAGAUCUCUCCUCCAGCUCCCCAAACCUAUCUACAGGACCUGACAAUAGCAAGGAUGUCUGUGCUGCAAUGAAGCAUCAAGUAGAAGCAGCUGAAACACUUAGUGAGAAGCAAGAGAAAAAAUCGAGAAAGAAGAAAAAGAGAAAACGUAACACGGAGGAAGUGGAAGGAACAAAUUCAGCGUCGUCCCUUAACCUUUCUACAGAAGAGAUACGUGACGGCAUAACUGAUAAUUCAGAGAUGGGAAACCUCUGUGAAACUAGGCAUACGCAUUGUGAAAGUGAUGCAGAUCAAACUGGUGGUGGAUUAGAAAGAGACGAUUCUAACAUAAAGAUGGGAAGAGGGAAAGGGAACAGCUCAGAUGAUAAUUUGCCUCCAGUUAAAAGAAAGAAGAAGAAGAUUGAACAGCAGAGUGUAGCUGCUGGCAUGGAAAGCCAGGAAAUGGAUUUAGAGGCUCAGGAUGCUCCAAGGGAAUGCGAGAACCUGAGUAGAAAUAUUGUUACGGCAGAUGAGAGCACACUGUUGAAGCACUUGGAACCAGGAGAAUUCACACACACAAAGAAAAAAAGCCACAAAAAGAACAAGAGGAAAAGACAGAGGGUGGGGUAUGAUGUAGAAAUGCAGGGGCCACAUUUAUCUCCUCCGAACACUUGUGAUCUUCUAGUUGAUGGAGGAAAUGAGUACCCAACCAGUAAGAAAGAUAUUAAAGAUACAGAUGUUGCUGAAUUAAGAGAGCUGAGAACAAAGAAGAAAAAGUGUAAAAGAAAACUCGCAAGUGAAGAAAUGGAAGGUAUCCUGUCACCCACUUGCGAACUGUACGUUGAUGGGAGGUGGGAGACCAUAGGCAUGCCAAAUAUUUUAGCAGAGAGUGAUACUGCUGAACAAGGAGAAUCAAGAAUCGUGGAGAAAAAGAGCAAAAAGAAAAAACAGUGCAUAACAGAUGAAAUGGAAGCACAGGGGAUGCGUUCAUCUCUAACUGCAUGCAAAUCCUCCCUUGAUGGAAGUAUUUCACUGGAGGGCAUAUUGGUGAAUGGUGGUGGACUUGAAAAACCAACAAAGAAAAAAGACAAAAAGAAGAACCAGAAUGAUAGGCAGGAAAUGCAAGGACUUCGUCCUACAUCUGUUGGAGAAUCACUAGCUGGAGAAGUGACGACAGGUGAAAUCCAAAAACGUUUUGGGACAUCUGGGGAAAAUGAGAGUGUUAGACCGGAAGCCUUGGUGGAUUUAUCUAGUGAAUCAAACUCUGCAGGUGAUUUGCUGCAGGGAGUGAUUGAAACAGAAGCUACAGACAAAAGGGACAAGGCAGAGAAAGAUGUGGGUCUAAAGAAUGUGAAUUCUGAGAAAGAUGGGACCAAACAGGGCAAGAAAGAGAAGAGGGGGAAAAAUGGCAAGCAGGAAACCACGAGUUCUGUUUUAGCGUGGCAGCUUUCCGAGCAAACUUCUGAAAGAAAGGGAGAAAAAAUGCCCUCUAGUGGUAACAAAACAAAGUGCCAAAUAAACGUCUUCGAAUCAUUGGAGGAUAAUGGAAAGCCAGCUAAAAAGACCUUGUUGAGUAUGACCUCUAUAGAAAAGGGUAAAGGAAAAUCAGCCAAUGCAGACUCCAGAAAGUGCAAAAGAAAACUGUUUAAUAGUGCCUUAUAUGAAAUGUUUGACUCUACAAAGACAGACUGAUGUUCAAGUCAGGACUAGCAGUGGGAUGACGCUAGAGGACCCAUAUCAGGGUUUUUUUUUUUUUUUAAAUCUAGUACUGUUUGCAAAUCUUUUUUUUUUUACCCGGAUGGUUAUUGUUUUUUGCCUGUUCUGCGGGGGUACCAUAAACACUAGUUAUUUUAAAAAGAACUGGAGUUUGUGUUUCCCAAUAUGUAAAGCUACUGUUCAUUGUAUAGUAUAGUUAGUUGUUAUUUGGAAAACAGAUGCAUAGCGUGCAUGUUGGAGGUCAUUUAUUUUAAAUGUAUUUUUUUUUAUUUUAUUAGUUUGUAAUGCAAUGGUGGAAAUAAAUUGCAUGACUGAAAAUUGAAAUGAGACUUUAACAAUUUAAACAAAUUGUAUAUGUGUGUACAGAAAAACUUGUAAAUGUUCUUUAUAGUGUUUGGUGUUAUAGUUCUGGAUUAAAAUUUAUGUUUUCAGA
Molecule: messenger RNA, 4100 nt
Organism: Polyodon spathula (Mississippi paddlefish)
Lineage: Eukaryota; Metazoa; Chordata; Actinopteri; Acipenseriformes; Polyodontidae
Exons: 5
Coding region: 341-3643 (1100 amino acids)
Biological process (GO): regulation of DNA-templated transcription
Cellular component (GO): RNA polymerase transcription factor SL1 complex; nucleoplasm; nucleus
Source: RefSeq, a predicted model, not a curated record